AUGGUGGUGCUGUUGCUUACAAAAAAGAUCGUGAAGAAGCCGGUCAAGAAGUUUAAGAGGCCGCAAAGCGACCACAAGAUCUUUGUCAAGACAAACUGGUGUAGGCCAAAGGGUAUUGAUUCUCGCGUUAGAAGAAAGUUUAAAGGAUGCACGCUGAUGCCCAUUGUCGGCUAUGGUUCAGACAAGAGGAUUCGUCAUUAUCUUCCCAAAGGCUUCAAGAAAUUUGUUGUGGAAGCUGGUUGUCUGCAGGUGGAAUUUGCAGUAGAGUUCCAGAGAAGCAGGGAGGUGUCUCGAGUGCUUUGGGCUCUUAAGUUGGCUAUGUAUGAGUUUCAGGAUAUAUGGUCUCGUCAAAUGUAA
This is a messenger RNA of Juglans microcarpa x Juglans regia, 357 nucleotides long. Its product is annotated as 60S ribosomal protein L32-1-like. The coding region runs from base 1 to 357 and encodes 118 amino acids. Gene Ontology annotation, biological process: translation. The record is from RefSeq and is a predicted model, not a curated record. Gene Ontology annotation, cellular component: cytosolic large ribosomal subunit; ribosome. NCBI's taxonomy places the organism in Eukaryota, Viridiplantae, Streptophyta, Magnoliopsida, Fagales, Juglandaceae. The transcript has 2 exons. Gene Ontology annotation, molecular function: structural constituent of ribosome.